GUCUGAUCGUGAGUUGAGUGUUGAUUCUCACGGCAGGCAGCACUGCGUGUGCACGUUAACUCAAGCGCAGGGCAACUUUGGAGUACUAAUUUAUUUUUUUUACACGUUUUCGUUUUUGUUGAACGUUGUUUGUUCUUUCCUAACCUAGAAUUGGGUUGUUUCGUGUUUGGCAAAGAUGCUGGACUUCUUCGCCAUCUUCAGUAAAGGGGGAAUCGUGUUGUGGUGUUUCCAGGGGGCCGGAGUCUCUGAAUCCUUUACCGGGCCUGUCAACGCUCUCAUCCGCUCCGUCAUCCUCCAGGAGAGGAGUGGGAAUAACUCUUUCAACCACAAUAGCAUCAGUCUUAAAUACAAGCUGGACAAUGAGUUUGAGCUUGUGUUUGUGGUGGGUUUUCAAAACAUCCUGACGCUGAAAUACGUGGAUAAGUUCAUAGAUGAUGUCCAGCUUCAGUUCAGAGAUCGAUACAAGAAUGAGCUGGGGCAGAGAGGUGCCCUAAAGUUUCUGCUCAAUAAUUUUGAGUUUGGAGAGGACUUCCACAAUCUUCUACGGGAGGCGGAGGACAGCAGCAAAGCCAAGGCCCCCGCCCCUAUGAAGAAUUUCACAGAGUCCCAGAAAUCCCAGAAAACUGUGAAGUCUUUGAUUGAGACGAAGGAUGGAGACAAAAGCAAGGAGCAAGGAGGCAAGAAAAGUAAAAAUGCCAAGAAGGAAGGAGGAGAUCAGACUAAAGCUGCUUCACAGACGGGCUCUAAAAAGACUGUGGAGAAUGGAGGUGACGGUCUGACCGCAGAGGAGAUUAUUGAGAGGAACCGUGCCAAGUUCAUCAGCAAGCAGUUGGGUGGGGGAAAACCAGAGAAGACCACCAGUAAGUCCCCUAAACCCCAGAAGCCAAAGGGGAAGGCCAAGCGGGUGUGGGAUAUGGGUGGGAGGAACACUGGAGAUCUGGACUACAGUGGAAGCAAUGGCAACAACUACAGUGACGCUCAGACACAAGACCAUGAGGCCUCAGCUGAACCGUUGAUCCAGGUGGAUUCAAUGAAAGGUGACCUGAGGGGUGUCGAUUAUGAGUCCUCAGAUGAGGAUGAGGAUGAGGAUGAAGAAGUGGAGGAGGAGAGAGUUGUGGUGCCAGACACUAACAAGAAAGGAGCUAAAAAGAGUGGUUUUGGGGGAAUGUUUGGGAUGCUGAAAGGCCUGGUGGGAUCUAAGAACCUGACUCAGGAGGACAUGGAGCCAGUUCUGGACAAGAUGAGGGACCACCUUAUUGCCAAGAAUGUAGCAGCUGAAAUAUCCUCCCAGCUCUGUGAGUCUGUGGCCAAGAAGCUGGAAGGCAAAGUCAUGGGCACUUUCACCACUGUGGCCUCUACAGUAAAGCAGGCUCUACAGGACUCUCUGGUGCAGAUCCUGCAGCCCAAGCGGCGUGUGGACAUCCUGAGGGACGUGCUGGACGCUCGAUCUCAGCGCAAACCCUUCGUCAUCACCUUCUGUGGGGUCAACGGCGUCGGCAAGUCCACCAACCUCGCCAAGAUCUCUUAUUGGCUGAUUGAGAACGGCUUCUCUGUGCUCAUCGCGGCGUGCGACACGUUCCGCGCGGGUGCGGUGGAGCAGCUGAGGACUCACCAGCGGCGUCUGAACGCUCUGCACCCGCCGGAGAAACACGCGGGACGCCCCGCCGUACAGCUCUUCGAGAAGGGUUACGGCAAGGACGCUGCUGGGAUCGCCAUGGAAGCCAUUGCCUUUGCUCGUAACCAGGGUUUUGAAGUGGUGUUGAUCGAUACAGCUGGCCGUAUGCAGGACAACACCCCUCUGAUGACGGCUCUGGCGAAGCUGAUCGCCGUCAACACCCCGGACCUGGUCCUGUUUGUGGGAGAAGCACUGGUGGGCAAUGAGGCUGUGGAUCAGCUGGUGAAAUUUAAUCAAGCCCUGGCUGAUCAUUCCAAGACUGACAAACCCAGGCUUAUCGAUGGCAUUGUUCUCACCAAGUUCGACACCAUCGAUGACAAGGUGGGCGCUGCCAUCUCCAUGACCUACAUCACGGGUCAGCCCAUCGUGUUUGUGGGCACCGGGCAGACGUACAGCGAUCUGCGCAGCCUCAACGCCAGGGCUGUGGUCAGCGCGCUCAUGAAGGCCUGAGCUA
This is a messenger RNA of Rhinichthys klamathensis goyatoka, 2129 nucleotides long. It is a transcript of the gene srpra, whose product is annotated as SRP receptor subunit alpha. The record is from RefSeq and is a predicted model, not a curated record. Gene Ontology annotation, biological process: SRP-dependent cotranslational protein targeting to membrane. NCBI's taxonomy places the organism in Eukaryota, Metazoa, Chordata, Actinopteri, Cypriniformes, Leuciscidae. Bases 176 to 2125 code for a protein of 649 amino acids. Gene Ontology annotation, cellular component: endoplasmic reticulum membrane; signal recognition particle receptor complex. The transcript has 14 exons. Gene Ontology annotation, molecular function: ATP hydrolysis activity; GTPase activity; GTP binding.